Molecule: messenger RNA, 1661 nt
Organism: Anopheles arabiensis
Lineage: Eukaryota; Metazoa; Arthropoda; Insecta; Diptera; Culicidae
Gene: Zpr1
Product: zinc finger protein ZPR1
Exons: 2
Coding region: 127-1563 (478 amino acids)
Cellular component (GO): nucleus; cytoplasm
Molecular function (GO): zinc ion binding
Source: RefSeq, a predicted model, not a curated record
CAAUUGUUUGUAUUUUUUCUACAGCAAUCGCCGCACUGGCCGUGUGGUCUGGAAGAGAAGCGAUUUUUCGAGAAUUAUUAUCCAGUGUUUUGAACUUCAUUCAACCUCAUCCAACUGCACUCCGCAAUGGAAACUAUAGCAGAGCAGAGUGAUGUUUUUCCGAAGCUGAACGUCGAGGAAGAGCCCGAGCUAAGUGCUACUGAAGUGGAAUCCAUGUGCAUGAACUGCCACGAAAAUGGCACUACGCGUUUGCUCCUCACCCAGAUCCCUUUCUACAAGGAGGUGGUGAUAAUGUCGUUUUCCUGUGACCACUGCGGGUAUGAGAAUAACGAAAUUCAACCUGGUGGUGAAAUUGCACCGAAAGGUAUCGAAUUCCGUACCGAGAUUGUGACGCCCCGUGACCUGAACAGGCGUGUGGUGAAGUCGGACUUUUCGUGCAUACGCAUUGAGGAACUUGAUUUUGAAAUUCCGGCUCAAUCGCAGAAGGGUGAGGUAACAACGGUGGAGGGUAUCAUCGAUCGUGUGGUUCGAGGGCUGGACCAGGAUCAGCCCGUCCGUCGGAUACAGCAUCCGGAAGCGGCGGAACAGAUUGAUGCAUUUAUCAGCAACUUGCAGAAGCUGAAAGAAUUGGAACGACCUUUCACUCUGACGUUAACGGACAUUUCGGGCAACAGUUUUGUGGAAAAUCCUAACGCUCCGCAAAAGGAUCUGGCUACAACGAUAUCGUACUUUCAGCGGACGAAAGAACAAAACCAUAUGUUGGGCAUUUUCGCGCAUGACGAAGUUGCCGAUAAACCGAGCAAUGAUGCGGUGGAGGAAUCCGUCAAGCUUGAAUCGGUGCCAGAGGAGGUGGACAGUCUGUUGAAACCAAUUCGCGAAGGUGCCUGGCCACUGGAGGAGCUCCAGGGUGAGGUGCUGCAGUUUCAGACGCACUGUCCCGAGUGUGCUGCCGCGUGCGAUACGAACAUGAAGGUGACAACGAUUCCCCAUUUCAAGGAGGUAGUGAUCAUGGCCACGGUUUGCGACAAUUGUGGUUUGCGCACGAACGAGGUGAAACCGGGCGGGGGCAUUGAAGAGCAGGGCGUGAAAAUCGAAGUAAGCGUACGUGGUAGGAUCGAUUUUGCGCGUGACGUACUGAAAUCGGAAUCCUGCAGCUUGCAUAUUCGCGAGCUGGAGUGCGAGGUCGGUGCCGGUGCGCUGGGUGGAAGGUUUACCACGAUCGAGGGCCUAUUGACAGCGAUGCGUGAGCAGCUGGUGGAAAGUACCGGCAUGUUUAUGGAUUCGAAUGACGCAGAAACGAAAGAGCGAAUGGAUAAGUUCUUUGGCGAACUGGACGCGGCUAUCGCUGGCGACAAACCGCUGACGAUAGUGAUGGAUGAUCCCACUGGCAACAGCUACGUGCAGUCACUAAACGAUGAUGGUACACCCGAUACGGCAUUGCGGAUCAUUCGGUACCAUCGAUCAUACGAUCAAAACGAGGAGUUGGGUUUGAACGACAUGAAAACGGAAAACUACGGUGAAGAAGCAAAGACAGAAGAAGCGGAUAAGAAGGAGAACUGCUGAACGAGGUCUUACAGAAUCGUAAUACAUAACGCGUGGUAAUAAUUGUAAAGUGGGUGGUUUUAUUGAAGAAUAAUAAAACACAAAUAAUGCGCUGCUUA